This is a messenger RNA of Funneliformis caledonium, 1181 nucleotides long. Lineage: Eukaryota; Fungi; Glomeromycota; Glomeromycetes; Glomerales; Glomeraceae. The record is from the annotation of a GenBank genome assembly.
AUGAGUUGGAAAGGAACUAGUAGAGCUUUGGGGAGGUUACCUCAAAACUUUCGCUCAAUAACUGGACUUGGAACUUCUACUCAAGAUACUGACUAUGAUGAUAUUCUAAAUCGUUUCGUGGAGUUGCAUAACAAGACGGAACAGAUGUAUAAAGAUGCUGUUAAAUUUAGGGACGGUAUCUCAUUUAUGUUGAAUCAUCAGGCUAAUUUUUCUGAUAUUAUGGUAGAAUUAUAUAACCCUAUCGUAGGCAAGAAUGAAGCUGAAUCAACUACCCGUCGUGUUGCAACUCCUGUUCAAUCUAUGAAUUCUGUUAAGGAAUUUCAAAUGACGAUGGUCGAAUUGAGAGAUAUUAUUUUACCUGAAUUGGAUCGCGUGGAUAAUAUGGUAGUAUUACCUUCUAAGGAAUUCAUCGACAUUAUUAAAAUGAUAAAGAAAAUUAUUUCAAAACGGGAGCACAAAAAGGUGGAUUUUGAUCGAUACACAGUUAGUGUGAAAAAGCUUCAAGAUAAAAAGGAUAAAUCGUUGAGUGAGGCAAAGUCAUUGGUUAAGGCUGAAGAAAGUCUUGCCAAGGCGACAGGAGAAUACGAACAUUACAAUGAAUUACUCAAGAAGGAAUUGCCCGUAUUCUUUGAAUACAGGGCUCAAUUCAUCGAACUAAUUAUCACUAAUUUUUAUCAUUUGCAAUUAAAAAUUUACGUAGAACAUUAUGAUGAAAGGAAAGUUGAAGUAAAUCAACAAAUUGAUCAAUUUAUUUUAUUACAGAGAGGAGACAAGAAAGGAUCGAAAAAAGAAAAUAGCAGUUUGCACCAUGAUAAAAGUGAACCAACUGGGACAGGGCAUCCUAGUAAAAGUUCCACGUAUAAAUCAAAUAAUAACGAUAGCGAUGAUUAUGCGGAACCGCCACCAUCUUAUUCAUCUAUAUCUACCCAUCCUGUAAACAUGCCAGCUGGUCCAAGCUCUGCAGCUAGGUCCCCUUCAAAUUCAAAACUUUAUCCUAUUUACAAAGCUCCUCCGCCUUUUCCAUCUCAUGGUUCAAAACCACAGUAUGUUAGAGCAUUAUACGAUUAUGAUGCGCAAGCAGAAAAUGAUUUAUCAUUUAGAAAAGAUGAUAAGAUUGAGUCAGACCUGUCUAUAAUCACUACUUUUGGCCAGCCAAAAACCGGUGAUUAUACUGUAGAUAA